Linum trigynum is the source of this 941-nucleotide messenger RNA. Lineage: Eukaryota; Viridiplantae; Streptophyta; Magnoliopsida; Malpighiales; Linaceae. The record is from the annotation of a GenBank genome assembly.
UUCCUUCCAUCUUCUUCAUGGAUUUCUAGUAUAGUUCAGAUUCGAGACAGGGGAAAAAAGCAGUUGCAAUUUUCCAAUCUCGAAUCUGAAGUCAAAUUAGUUAGUCGAUUCAAAAUACAACACCAACAACACCGUUUUUUUUCCUCCCUUAAAUUUUCUCUCCGUGCCAUGGCCAUUUGUCGCGGGAAAAUCAACACCAUCUCGUUGCUGAUUCUCGUCAUUGCAAUGUCAAUCGUGGUGGCUCCGCCGACAAAGGUGACUGCCGCCGGGUUAUUGUCAGAGCUGUUUCCGAUGGUGAACGUGACGAUAACCAACAAUGCGAGCCACGAGGUGUGGUAUAUGUGCAAUAACAAGGGUGGUCCUCAUGAUAGAUUGUAUAAACUUGGUGUUGGAGGGGUGAGCCAGUGGGCGAUUCGGGACAUAGGUUUCCCCUUGGUGUGGUGCUACAUGCACAUCAACGACGGCAUCCAAGGUGUGUUUUGGGGGUUUCUUCCCAAAUAUAGGUGCGACCGGCAUUGCGAUUGGUGGGUAAAAGAUGAUGGAUUGUAUCUUUAUACUAGAUAUGAUGAUGGGCAGUACAUUUGGCUUUACCAGGACGGAGAAUACUUCUAAGCAAAAAAAAAAAAAAAAAAAAAACUUCCUUGUUCGUUCUUUCUCUCUCGAUUGUUUGUUGCACAAGAUUUGUCGUUGUUGCAGUAGUUAGUUAUAAUUUAACUAGCUAUAUGCGGUAUAUAAUAAUAUGAACUCUCUCGAAAUUCUCAUUCUCAUUCUCGGGUUUUUUUUUUUAAUGUCUAUUACUUGCAUAACAACGCAUCAAAUUAGACCGAAUAAAUAAUCAAAUCGAAAACGAAGGUAAACACAAUAUAUACUUUGGUUAAAUUUCAUUUUUUUUCUUUUUGGUUUGCAAAUUUCGAUAUUUUUAAUAUAAAGAUUAAAAUGAU